This is a messenger RNA of Pecten maximus, 6076 nucleotides long. Its product is annotated as casein kinase II subunit alpha. The record is from RefSeq and is a predicted model, not a curated record. Gene Ontology annotation, cellular component: cytosol; nucleus; protein kinase CK2 complex. NCBI's taxonomy places the organism in Eukaryota, Metazoa, Mollusca, Bivalvia, Pectinida, Pectinidae. Gene Ontology annotation, biological process: protein phosphorylation. The coding region runs from base 410 to 1570 and encodes 386 amino acids. Gene Ontology annotation, molecular function: ATP binding; protein serine/threonine kinase activity. The transcript is spliced from 12 exons.
CGGGUCAUCCUUGGCAGCCAUUUUGACUCGAGAGAAUGGAAUACGGACUAAAAAGGAAAUUCAUCGGUGUCGACCUCCUUUGAAACAGUCAACACAGUGGUUUACGUGGCACCAAUAGCUUCAUCAGUUAUUGAACUUUGAGAUAGUGUCGAUAGAUUUAUUCUCAAUGUAGGUCUGUAUGGGAAACGAACCAACAUUUUACAUGGUACAACUAACGAGAGUUUCCAGUUUUACGGGAACCGGGAGGGUGCUGUCUCGGGUUCCUCGCAUAUGUUUAGUGUUUGUUGUGAAGUAAACACUAAACGUUUUCUUAGUUUGUUCCGUCCAAGAAACAGCCAUUUUUCGCACAUUCAGCAAGUACUUUAGGGAAAUUAGUCAGUUAGGCCAAUCUAUACGAAAAUUUGCAAAAAUGCCGGCGCAAAGUCGUGCACGAGUGUAUGCUGAUGUGAACAUCCACAGACAAAGAGAGUACUGGGACUACGAGUCUCAUGUAGUCGAGUGGGGGCAACAAGAUGACUACCAAAUCGUCAGAAAGCUUGGCAGAGGAAAAUACAGUGAAGUCUUUGAAGCAGUGAAUAUCACAAACAAUGAGAAGUGUGUCAUAAAAAUUCUAAAGCCUGUAAAAAAGAAGAAGAUCAAAAGAGAAAUAAAGAUUCUUGAAAAUCUGCGUGGAGGCACAAAUGUCAUUUCUCUCUUGGCUAUAGUUAAAGACCCUGUGUCAAGAACACCAGCCUUGAUAUUUGAGCAUGUCAAUAACACAGAUUUUAAGACAUUGUAUCAAACUUUCACAGAUUAUGACAUUAGGUUCUACUUAUUUGAAUUGCUAAAGGCAUUGGACUACUGUCACAGCAUGGGUAUCAUGCACCGAGAUGUGAAACCACACAAUGUCAUGAUUGACCAUGAAACCAGAAAAUUGAGGUUGAUAGACUGGGGUUUGGCAGAGUUCUAUCAUCCAGGCAUGGAGUACAAUGUAAGGGUAGCUUCUAGGUAUUUUAAAGGCCCAGAAUUAUUACUGGACUAUCAGAUGUAUGACUACUCACUAGAUAUGUGGAGUCUUGGUUGUAUGUUUGCUAGCAUGAUUUUUAGGAAGGAACCAUUUUUCCAUGGCCAUGACAACUAUGAUCAGUUGGUGCGGAUAGCCAAAGUGUUGGGAACAGAUGAGUUGUAUGCUUACAUAGAAAAAUAUCAGAUUGAUUUGGAUCCUAGGUUUAAUGAUAUUUUAGGAAGGCAUUCAAGAAAAAGGUGGGAAAGGUUUGUACAUAGUGAAAAUCAGCACUUGGUAAGCCCAGAAGCACUGGAUUAUCUAGACAAACUACUACGAUAUGACCAUCAAGACAGACUCACAGCUAGAGAAGCAAUGGAACACCCAUAUUUUUACCCUAUAGUGAAGGAACAGGGUAGGAUACCAUCAAUGUCUGGUCACAGUUCUCCAACCCCAAUCACAAAUGCAGGACAGAUAGGAGGUGCUCCUCCCGCGGUGAACAGCUCCGUGGCAGUGUCCAGCUCUCCUGUCAUGACCCCUAGUAUGUCGCCCCUCCCCAACAGUGCUGCGGCAACAGCCCAGUCAUAGGGGGCCAGCAAACGUCACAUUGCCUGCCUGUCUGUCUGCCUGAAUGCCUGCCUGCCUGUCUGUCCGCUGUCAGAUCAAAUCUGUCGGCUAGUCGGUCUGUCUGUGUGGGCACAUCCAGAUCAGUAUGUGAACAUUUGUGACCAAGUGAAUGUGCUAUAUGGAAGAUUUUAGUAUCAAAGAGGGCCCAAUCAGUACGUUAAUGAUGAUAAAUAUUAUUAUAGUACCUGGUCUGAAAGUCAAAACAUGUUCCAUUGUGAUGUAGUUUAUAAUGAAAUGUAGUUGGUACAUUUGUGACGAUUAUGUUACUUGGGUGUAUUGGCUGUACCGCUAUUAGUGAUAUUGACUUCUUGAUAUGAGUGAAAUGUACGGAUUUCCUCAACAUUUACAGUAUAUAUGGUGUACACUACAAACAUUUGCAAUUUUUAGCGCUCUGGUUAAUGUACUGGACAGUGUGGGGACACAGACUCCUUGAGUGAUUUGUUGAAGGUGAUAUUACUCACCUUGUACAUGACUGGGCAGGUUAAUUACAUAGAAGCUAGGUAACUAACAGAGUAAGUGUCUAUUAAUGCAGUAUUUGGUGUCUAACUCUUUGUGCUACAGAUGUGUUAUUAGUGUAUAUGAACAUAUUUAAGGGGACGGGGGAUUCAACAAUUACAAUACCUAUUUACCUAUAAUAGAUGGAGACAUACCCUGUUUUGUCUCUAACUUUAUCACCCAUGGUCAUUCACUUGCAUUUAUUUAUUAAUAAGUGAUGUGUAUAAUGUAUUGUAAUGUGAUUCGAUUUAUACAAAUAAUUAGAACAACAGUUGUGAAGUAUAAUACACUAGUAUAUUUGUUACAAGAUAGGUGGUAACAAGUUUUAUUAAUAAAACAAAUUGUAUUGUUAUUUGUAUAAACUGAUAUAAAACAGUAUAAUAUAUUUUCAUGAUUGUCUCAAGUUGAAAGAUGGUAAAUCCCAGUUAAACUGAAGAUGCAAACAUAUUGUUUAAGACAUUACUGAGCAUCAAUUGUGUAUCUGUAUCGGCCUCAGCAAUCACCAUUUUCUGUUGCAUAUGUAACAUGUAGACAUACCUGUCAACUCUCACAAUCUUGGUACAACAGUCUCGAGCUUUUAUAUGAAGCUCCAUAUUCUUGCAAAAUCAUCACGGACAUUGGUCUGGUUUAUGGUAAAAGUGUGGGUGUGUGUGUGUGAAACUGAUGAUGAUGGACUUAUUGAACAUUGGCCAGGGUGAUCAGAUAUAACAGGGUAUGGGUGUUGAGGGCAUUGGUGUGACUUACCAGGUGGCUAGUAGAAUUCGUCAAUCAGGGAAACUUGAUUGACACUAGAGUGAAGGUCCUUAUUCUGUAGUGUGUAUCCAAGUUUUAUCUCGGUCAAUACAUCAAUAUGUCUUGGGUAUAUCAAUUUUGCAUGUGUGUACAUCCUUAGGUCAAGGAGUGUCACCAUGGUAUAUUGGGUAUUGUAUCCUCUAAUUAUGGCCCUUUUAAUUGGUUGUUGCUUGACUUGGUAAUUGAUUCUAGAAAGUGUUAUCAAAUUUUUUAUUUAUUUUUUUCCCAAAUGGUUUAAACACAGCACUGAUCAAACCAUGCUCUCUGUAAGACCAGUCUGUCUCUUUAGAAAUCCAAAUCUCACUUCCUGUUUUAUGUUGGGGUUGACAGGUAUGCUUGUUAAACCAACUAGAUAUAAUCCCUCACAAAUGGUGUGUCUAUAGCAAGUUAUAUUUAGCAGCAUAAUACUUUGUUAAAUAUUGACAAUGGUUGAGUCUGUGUAGACAGAACAGGAUAGAUGCUUCAUCAAUGUUUUAACUGAUACAUGCUCGAUAACUGGGUCAGAAUGUCCUGUUGGUUCAUAUCACUUGUCAUAUCUACAUAAUGUUGCAACUGACCACAGUCAUGUGAGAUUCUAUCAUAUUCUCUUUAACUUGUGUGUAGGAAGUAUGACAGGAGGGCAACCUGAGAUUUUUAUGUGAUACAGUAAUCUUAUGAAUGAAUGUGUGCUUUACAUGCCAAAAUGUGUUUUAAGAAAAUGUGAGGUUUAUGUUCAAUUUUUUUUAGAAGGCUGGUAUGGGAUAACACUAUAUUUGAAGCAUAUGUUUUGUUUAGGUUCCUAAUGGACAAAAGAGUUUGUAGCCUUAUAUUGUGAAUAAAUUUUGAGGUAAUUUUUCAAGAAAACAUAAAACAUGUUUUUUGUAUGUUAAAAUUUAAGAUAUUGUAAAUUGGAAGUGAGUGACUUAGUAUGUGUAUUUGAAUUUGCUUUGACAUUAUGAUUGUUAGGGUACAAUUUUUUCUUCUUCUCCAGACUAAAAGUUCAAACAGCUUCCAUAGAACCUAAAAUGCCCAGAUACUUUGGUUUCUUUGUAGAGUGCAACCACAUUCAUUCAUACACUGGUUUUUGGCUACAAUGGAACCAAAUUAUCUGGACACUGGUUUCGGGUAAUCCAGACACAAGGGUUUGUGUUUGCUCCCUCUAGAUAAGUUUCUGGGCACUAUGGAAUGAACUCUAAUAUAACCUUUGUAGUUCGGACAAUUUAGUUCCUUAUUAACAUAGACAUUAUGGAUCUGUAUGCUGUGAAACCUAACAAGUCUGGUUUCUAUCAAGUGUGGUUGACAGGGCCUCAUUAGUUGAUAAAUUGUUUGCUAUACAGUGACACUUCCUUAAAUAGUCAUUUCGGUUCUUUGUUAAAAGAACUUUCAUUAUUCCAGGUAAAGGUAGUUACACUACUAAUUGUACUAGACUGGACUGACCUGAUAUUAUGGAAAUAUUUAAGUUGCAUACAUUCAGUCUGAUCAAUGUUAUGUAGCACAAAGUCAGUCUGAUCAAUGUUAUAUAGCACAAACUCAGUCUGAUCAAUGUUAUGUAGCACAAAGUCAGUCUGAUCAAUGUCAUGUAGCACAAACUCAGUCUGAUCAAUGUUAUGUAGCACAGUCAGUCUGAUCAAUGUUAUAUAGCACCAAAGUCAGCCUGAUCAAUGCUAUGUAGCACAAAGUCAGUUUGAUCAAUGUUAUGUUGCACAAACUCGGUCUGAUCAAUGUCAUGUAGCACAAACUCAGUCUGAUCAAUGUUAUGUAGCACAGUCAGUCUGAUCAAUGUUAUAUAGCACCAAAGUCAGCCUGAUCAAUGCUAUGUAGCACAAAGUCAGUUUGAUCAAUGUUAUGUUGCACAAACUCGGUCUGAUCAAUGUUAUGUAGCAUGAAAGUCAGUCUGAUCAAUGUAAUGUAGCACAAACUCAGUCUGAUCAAUGUUAUGUAGCACAAACUCAGUCUGAUCCAUGUUAUGUAGCACAAACUCAGUCUGAUCAAUUUUAUAUAGCACCAAAGUCAGUCUGAUCAAUGUUGCAUAGCACAAACUCACUCUGAUCAAUGUUACGUAGCACAAACUUAGUCUGAUCAAUGUUACAUAGCACUGAUCAAUGUUACAUAGCAAAAAGUUGGUCUGAUCGAUGUUACAUAGCAUUGAUUGAUGUUACAUAGCAUUGAUCAAUGUUACAUAGCAUUGAUCAAUGUUACAUAGCACCAAACUCAGUCUGAUCAAUGUUAUAUAGCACAAACUCAGUCUGAUCAAUGUUAUGUAGCACAAACUCAGUCUGAUCAAUGUUAUAUAGCACAAACUCUGUGAUCAAUAUUGGAUGUGGAUGCAUUGGUGCAAUUCUAGCAUAGGGUAUGUAUAGUCUUCAGUAACUUAUCACUUACAGUAAAAUAGCUGUGGAUUUCAUUGGGCAUCAACAAUAGAAUAAAAAAAGCAGAAAUAAACAUGUUAAAAUUGUAUGUAUGUGAUCAUGAUUUGGAAGUAAAAUCCAUGUUCAGAGAAUUUAAGUAUGUUGAAAGUAAUGGUUAUGAUAUGUUGAAUGUAGUUUUUAACUCGGCAUAGUAAGAAACUAAAAAAGAAAUAUCAAAAUCAGUCUAGUUUUAUUUUUGAAUAUUCGUGACUAUUUUAACACACUUUAAGUAAUUUCAGGUAUGAAGCUUGUAUUAAUGAAUUCUUUAUAUUACAAAGCAAAGUAUUGAACAUGCAUUCAUAUGAAGAUAAAUUAUGCAAGUGCUGUGUGUAUAAUAGUGUUGUAUGAAGUAUCUAGAUGCACAAAGGCAUAUGUUUGUACCAUAGAGCUGUGUAUGAAGUCAGUCGCGAUUUGGCUUCCCUGGUUCUGAAGCCAAAGGAGGUGGUCUUCACAUGUUUAUGUGGAUAGUUAUACAAGCAUACAGGUGACCAAACCAAAUCUUACAUAGAGCAGGAUACCGGAAUUAUUGAUGUGCAUUGUUUGUUUUAUUUAUGUUUUCCUCCAAAUUUUGUAGAAAUGUGGGGAUGGGAGGGAAUAAUACUGUUAUAAGUUUUCUUUUCUUGAUAACUGCAUUUUAGUAUGGCCUAAUUUGGAGGAAAAAAUGAAAGGAAACGGCUCUAGAUAAACCGGUAUAAGUUUCUCUAACAUUUUUGGUAAAUUAGAGAAACCCACGUUACAGUAUAUUAUUUCAUUGAUCUGCAAAGAAUUUUAAAAAAUAAAAUUCUGAAAUCUA